This is a messenger RNA of Mirounga angustirostris (Northern elephant seal), 7805 nucleotides long. RefSeq names its product DNA polymerase kappa (gene POLK). Gene Ontology annotation, molecular function: DNA-directed DNA polymerase activity; damaged DNA binding. Bases 356 to 2968 code for a protein of 870 amino acids. NCBI's taxonomy places the organism in Eukaryota, Metazoa, Chordata, Mammalia, Carnivora, Phocidae. Gene Ontology annotation, cellular component: nucleus. The transcript has 15 exons. The record is from RefSeq and is a predicted model, not a curated record. Gene Ontology annotation, biological process: error-prone translesion synthesis.
GGUUCACUCACACCUCCGCUACCGCCGCCAUCUUCCUGCCUGGCCCACUAUUUACCCUCCCCUCCCCUUUCCCCUCCCCUUCGUCCUCCCAUUCUCCCCCUGCUCCCCGCCCCGUCCCCCUCCCAACGUCUGACGAAGCACGCCGAGGGCUGGAGGUCCCCUCCCGCACCCUACCUCCGGUUCUCCCGGGUGACGCAGGGUGGAAAGGUGGGAGGAGCAGAGAAAGGAGGAGGGAUGGAGUCCCCGUUCUGUUGCAUUCUGGGAAGGACGCUGCUCCGUCAGUCGCGCAGCUUCCUGGGAGUUGUAGUCGGAAUCCUGAGGCAACCGGUAAUAAAAAAAGCUUUAAGUUUACACCAUGGAUAGCACCAAGGAGAAGAAUGGCAAUCACAAAGAUGAUCUUCUGCUUAGGGUGGGACUUAAUGAUAAUAAAGCCGGAAUGGAAGGAUUAGAUAAAGAGAAGAUUAACAAAAUUAUAAUGGAAGCCACAAAAGGAUCCAGAUUUUAUGGAAAUGAGCUCAAGAAAGAAAAGCAAGUCAACCAACGAAUUGAAAAUAUGAUGCAACAAAAAGCUCAAAUUACCAGCCAACAGCUAAGGAAAGCACAAUUACAGGUUGACAGAUUUGCAAUGGAAUUAGAACAGAGCCGGGAUCUGAACAAUACUAUAGUGCACAUUGACAUGGAUGCUUUCUAUGCGGCUGUAGAAAUGAGGGACAGUCCAGAAUUGAAGGAUAAACCUAUUGCUGUAGGAUCAAUGACUAUGUUGUCUACUUCGAAUUAUUAUGCAAGGAGAUUUGGUGUUCGCGCGGCCAUGCCAGGAUUUAUUGCUAAAAGACUCUGCCCACAACUUAUUAUUGUGCCCCCAAACUUUGACAAAUACCGAGCUGUGAGUACAGAGGUUAAGGAAAUACUUGCUGAUUAUGAUCCCAAUUUUAUGGCCAUGAGCCUUGAUGAAGCCUACUUGAAUAUAACAAAGCACUUACAGGAAAGACAAAAUUGGCCUGAGGACAAAAGGAAGUAUUUCAUCAAAACAGGAAACUCUCUAGAAAAUGAGAAACCAGGAAAAGAAGCUAAUAAACUGAAUGAGCAUGAGCGAUCCGUCUCUCCACUACUUUUUGAUGAUAGUCCUCCUGAUUUGCAGCCACAAGGAAACCCUUUACAAGUGAACUCUGAAGAACAGAAUAAUCCUCAAAUACUCCAAAAUUCAAUUGUUUUUGGAACAUCAGCUGAGGAAGCAGUAAAGGAAAUUCGUUUCAGAAUCGAGCAAAAAACAACACUGACAGCCAGUGCAGGCAUUGCCCCAAAUACAAUGUUAGCAAAAGUAUGCAGUGAUAAGAAUAAACCAAAUGGACAAUACCAAAUUCUCCCUAGCAGACAAGCUGUGAUGGACUUCAUCAAGGACUUACCCAUUAGAAAGGUUUCUGGAAUAGGAAAAGUUACAGAGAAAAUGUUAAAGGCACUUGGAAUUAUUACUUGUACAGAACUCUACCAACAGAGGGCAUUGCUUUCUCUUCUUUUCUCUGAAACAUCUUGGCAUCAUUUCCUUCAUAUUUCCCUGGGUCUAGGUUCAACACACCUGGCAAGGGAUGGAGAAAGGAAAAGCAUGAGUGUUGAGAGGACAUUCAGUGAGAUAAGUAAAGCAGAAGAACAAUAUAGCUUGUGCCAGGAACUUUGCAGUGAACUUGCUCAAGAUCUGCAGAAAGAAGGACUAAAGGGUAGAACUAUUACCAUUAAACUGAAGAAUGUAAAUUUUGAAGUGAAAACUCGUGCAUCUACAGUUUCAUCUGUUGUUUCUACUGCAGAAGAAAUAUUUGCUAUUGCUAGAGAAUUGCUAAGAACAGAAAUUGAUGCUGAUUUUCCACAUCCCUUGAGAUUAAGACUUAUGGGUGUACGGUUAUCCAGUUUUCCCAAUGAAGAAGACAAGAAACACCAACAAAGGAGCAUUAUUGGCUUCUUACAGGCUGGAAACCAAACUCUGUCAGGCACUGGGUAUAUACUAGAGAAAACGGACAAAGAUCAGUUUCUAAAACCUCUAGAAAUGUCUCAUAAGAAGAGUUUCUUUGAUAAAAAGCGAUCAGAAAGGAAAUGGAGCCACCAAGACACAUUUAAAUGUGAAGCUAUGGAUAAACAAAGUUUACAGACAUCACAUUCAUUUCAAGUUUUAAAGAAGAAGAUGAAUGAGAAUUUAGAAACGUUGGAGAAUUCAAAUAACUCUCAGAUAUUUACCUGUCCAAUUUGCUUUAGGGAACAAAGAAGCAUCAGUCUGGAAGCCUUUAAUAAACAUGUAGAUGCAUGUCUUGAUGGACCUUCGAUCAGUGAAGAUUCCAAUGUGUUCUCAUGUUCACGUGCUUCCUCUACAGAAGUUAAUAAGAAAGAAAAUGUACAUCCUUCUUUCUCACUCCAUGAGAAGCAGGAUUAUGAAACCCAUCAGAAGAAUUCAGAAAUCAAUUCAGUAGAUUGUAUAGAGCUAGUAGAGACUGAAGAUAACCCACGUAAAGCAGCAAGUGUAGACGGUUUAAGUGAUAAGCACAACAAAGAGGAAUAUGCUAGUCUUCCAAGCAAAUCAUUUAAUAUUGAGGAACGUUGUCACAAUUCUUCCUCUACUGUUUCAUUGGAAGAUACUGGGUCAUUAAGUUGGCAAGAAUCCUCCCAGCCUCAUUUACAUGAAGUGAUAACAGACCAAGCUCUAGUUUGUCCUGUUUGUAACCUAAAACAAAAGACUUCAGAUCUUACCUUGUUCAAUGUGCAUGUGGAUGUAUGCUUAAAUAAAGGCAUUAUCCAGGAACUGAGAAAGGAUAAAGCUAAUCUAGCUAACCAACCCAGGGAAAGCACCAAAAGUGCUGAUAACUCAGGCAGAGUUCAGAAGACUGCAACAAAACCAAAAAGGCCAGGAUUGAUGACAAAGUACUCAGCAUCAAAGAAAACAAAACCAAACAAUCCCAGACACACUCUUGAUGUAUUUUUUAAAUGAAUAUUGAACAUUUUAUCAUUGAACAUUUUAUUCUUUUUUUUUUUUUUUUUUAAAGAUUUUAUCCAUUUAUUUGACAGAGAGAGACACAGCAAGAGAGGGAACACAAGCAGGGGGAGUGGGAGAGGGAGAAGCAGGCCUCCCACGGAGCAGGGAGCCCGAUGCGGGGCUCGAUCCCAGGGCCCUGGGAUCAUGACCUGAGCCGAAGGCAGACGCCCAACGACUGAGCCACCAGGUGCCCCGAACAUUUUAUUCUUAAUAGAAACUUUUUAUUUUAUAAUCAAUGAAUCUUUUCUUCUUCAUUAAGUUUAUAGAUUCAUGUAGUGAAAGGCAAGUGCAAUAAUUCUUCCCCAAAUGACAUUUCUUUUAUAUGAAUUUGGAAUAUGUUCUAAUUAACUUUUGUAAACACCUUUUGGAUAACCAUGAGAAUUUCACUUCUAUUAUACAUCAAUCCGAAAAUCAGUCCUGUUAGAGAUAAUUUUAAAAUGAGAAAUUAGGAAUGGAAUCGAAAGUGAUUUGUUUCCUUAUCAUGUUUUAUAGUGAAUAUAAAAGCAUAUUUAUAAGGGCUCUCAGAGGUUCACACAAACCUAGGUUAGCAUAAGAAUUUUUCAGUACUGGGGCACCUGCGUGGCCUAGUCGAUUAAGGUUAAGCAUCUGACUCAUGAUUUCCACUCAGGUUAUAAUCUCAGGUCCUGAGAUCAAGCCCUGAGUGGGGCUCCGCACUCAGUGGGGAAACUGCUUGAGAAUUCUCUCAUUCUCCCUUUGCCCCUCCUCCUGCUCAUGCUCUCUCUUUCUAAAAUAAGUAAAACAAAUCUUAAAAAAAAUUUUUUUUUUCAGCACUUAACCACUUUGUUGGUACUGGACUGCUAUAUUUAUUAUAGUAACUUCUACAACUUUGUAUAUUCAUAUUUUAGAUCCUACUGUCUUCAGAUACCUCAUGAGCGUUCAUAAUUAAAAUUUAUUGGGGAGGGUGGUAGGGAGGUUUCGGGUGUUUACAUGGUGGAUGCUGCAAAGCUGGGGCAGAUGGAGGAGGUCCCUGAAAACCAAAGAGUUCAGCCGGCGACAGAUUGGGGAGGAGCCCUCAUGGAGUGCACCUCGACCCCCAGCAGCCUGGCCCUGGUGAGCCCCUACCACACGCACUGGGCCAGGGACCCCUUAGACCUUGUGGCACUUGCAGAGCAGGUGCAGAAGGUUGAUGAAUUAAUCUGAGCAAAUGCCACCAACAAACUGAUGGUCAUAGCUGAGCAAAUCCAACAUUUACUAGAAUAAGCCAGGAAGGUUUUGGAAGAUGCUCACAAAGAUGCUGACUUGCACCACAUAGCUUGUAAUAUAGUAAAAACAAAAAAACAAAAAACCUGGCAACAUUUACUACCUUUAUAAAUGGGAGAGUGGUCAGCAGUAUUUUUCUAUUUCUCCAAAAGAAUGGGGGACAGGUUGUCCACAUGAAUUCCUUGGUGCUUACAAGCUACAGCAUGACUUGUCCUGGACUCUGUAUGAGGAUAUUGAGAAGCACGAUGCUAAAAUCAACGUAGUGGACAAGUUGCUAAGCCAGCCAACGGCCCUGCCUCCAAACACUGAACCCACCUUCCAGGGACUGACUCACCGAGAGUGGACUCCGAUAAAUGGUUCUCACGGCAAGGACCUGUCACCUCCUUGUUGCCCUCAUUCUCUGCCUUGAUGGGAGGUGUCAUGAGAAUUGAGGUGAAUUGUGGGUGAAUCAUGAACUUCUUGAAAAGAGACCCUGUGUGGGGCACCUGGAUGGCUCAGUCAGUUAAGCAGUUAAGUGACUGCCUUUGGCUCAGGUUAUGAUUCUGGGGUCCUGUGAUCAAGCCCUAAGUGGUAGUCAGGCUCCCUGCUCAGCCAGGAGUCUGCUUCUCCCUCUGCCCCUCCUCCCACUCAUGCGCUCUUGAGAACUCUCUCUCUCUCACCUCUCCUCUCUCUCAAAUAAAAUCUUUAAAAAAAUUAUAAGUUCUAUGAACAAUAUUAGCUUGUCAGAACAGGGAUGAAAGUUUUGUUACCUUCAGGAAAAUAGUAUCACAGUAUUAUUUUCUGUGUUAAAAGAAUUGUUUAAAAUAGGAUUAUCCAUUUGAUUUUUUUUUUCUUUCUUAGAAUUCCUUUAUCUUAUGAAUAAGCAUAUGGUUCACUUUACAAAAUAUUUAGUCUAAGAUUCAAGGUAUUUUAAAUUUCUUUGUAGGACUUUAAAAUGGUGGUAUUUCAUUUCUUGAGAGUUAUGUUUAUACUUUACACAGAUCUAUAAAAAAGGAUAAAUUGUACUCUCACUUUAUUUUUAUUAUACCCCUUCAGAGAAAAGUGUGCAAUACAAAAGAUUAGUGUGUAUUAAGACAUCUCAUUUAUCUUAGCUAUAUUUCUAUCACAUUUUUAUUAAUAUUCGUGAAAGAAGACAGCUUAACACUAAUUAGCUUAAGUAAUUAAUCCAAAUACUUUUGUGCUAUUAAUACAAUUUUUUUUCAAAAAGCAAUUAUUUAAUGGAACAUGAAGAUGGGACCACUUUCUAUUAUUUUUUAAGGAACUGAAAUUUUUGUCUCAUAUUUUUGUUUUCUCUUUUCCUACUUUUCAUAUUUUAUAACUCAUUAUCUAAAUUUAUGAAGACAUAAUAUUUUAGAAUAGGUUAAAAUAGGAUCUUACACAGCCUUUGGCCAAAGUGGUAACUUGACUUGAAAUAAUUAGAUUGUUUGAAGUUAGAUUUAGGGGCGCCUGGGUGGCUCAGUUGGUUAAGCGACUGCCUUCAGCUCAGGUCAUGAUCCUGGAGUCCCGGGAUCGAGUCCCGUAUCGGGCUCCCUGCUCGGCAGGGAGUGUGCUUCUCCCUCUGACCCUCCUCCCUCUCAUGCUCUCUGUCUCUCAUUCUCUCUCUCUCAAAUAAAUAAAUCAAAUCUUAAAAAAAAAAAAAAAGAAAUAGGUUAAAAUAGGAUCUUACACAGCCUUUGGCCAAAGUGGUAACUUGACUUGAAAUAAUUAGAUUGUUUGAAGUUAGAUUUAGGGGCGCCUGGGUGGCUCAGUCGUUAAGCGUCUGCCUUCUGCUCAGGUCAUGAUCCCAGGGUCCUGGGAUCGAGCCCUGCAUCAGGGUCCCUGCUCUGCGGGAAGCCUGCUUCUCUCUCUCCCACUCCCCCUGCUUGUAUUCCUUCUCUCGCUGUCUCUCUCUCUGUCAAAUAAAUAAAUAAAAUCUUUAAAAAAAAUAAGUUAGAUUUAAUAUUUAUUAGCAUGCCAGUUUUAGGUCUAAUAUUAUCAUAUGCUAUGGCAAAUUCAGAAUUGUAGAGCUGUGGGUCUUGAUUGUGUGAUUUACAUAUCUAAAUUCUUUAUAAAAUUAAGUUCAGUGAAGUGCUGAUUUAAUGUAUUGAAAAGUUAAUAGCAUCAUAUUUAAUUGUUCCUAUCUUGCCUCAGAUUUAUUUUUAUUGUGUUUUCAACUUUAGAGUAAAUAUGAAAUUAUUUUCAUUUAGAUGAUUCAUUUAAUUGAAUGUUAUUUAGUAAUAUUUAAUGAUUUAAAAUAAAAUUGCAAGUGUUUAAUUGAUCUUUUAGCCAAUAAAUAUGGUUUCCUUACUUUUCUACUCUUCUACCACCUCUGAUUCUCUUUUAUUCUCUUUCCCCAGAAUUCUAUCCACAUUCUUUUCUGUUUUAUCUAAUGUACCCAACUCAUCUACUUUUUAUUAUGAUUUUGCUUUGGGGUAUUUUUAGGAAAUAAAGCAAAACUGCAAAGGACAAGCACCUAUGAUCUUACCUACUUAGAGCAUCAAAAUACAGGGAACCACCUGGACAACAUAUUUGUGACACAUGUAACUGGCCAAAAACUAGAUCCAGAAUAUGUAAUCCAGAAGAUACAAAUGACUCCUAUGUAUUAGUAAGAAAAAGACAAAUAGCUAGUAGAAAUUUGACCAAAUGACUUUAAAUGUCACUUUACAUAAAAGGAAAUCCAAAUGACCAGGAAACAUGAACACAUUCUCAGCCAUUUUAGUAAUAGGGAAAUGAAAAAACCACAAAGAGGUAUCAUUACAUCCCUACCAGAUUAACAAAAAUGAAAAGAUCCAAUGUUAUUAAAUUUUGGUGAUGACGUGGAGCAAUGUGAACUCUUCUUUGAAGACAAUCACUUUGGAAAACAGUUUGCUUUUCUUCGGUAAAUUUAAAGAUGUGUACGUUUAGCAACCCAUCAAUUGCACUCCUAAAUAAACAGCUUUGCUGGUUAUCUUCCAUUUGCUCUCCAGAUUUACUCUUGACCCUUGACACUGCUUUAUGUCCAGUAAGGGGCUAUGGCAAUGGGGGAACCACUACAGAUUUCAGGGAGAAAAGAAGAUGAAGUUGGGUAUUUAUUCCCACAUGUACCUUAUUAUAUGAUCAUCUAGAGCUGGUUAGGUCCCUUGACCAAAGGUCACAAGUUUUUUAUACUGUGUUCUCUCCUCUAUCUCUUCAGUUUUGUUUUGUUUUUUUUUUAAGCUUUAUUUAUUUAAUCUCUGCACCCAAUGUCGGGCUCCAACUCAUGACUCUGAGAUCAGGAGUCACACACUCUUCCAACUGAGCCAGCCAGGUGCCCCCUCUCUUCAGGUUCUGAUGAUCCUUUCCUUCCCUCACCCCUUCAGCCUAGGGGUGGCAACAGAGUCUUGCUCUUACUAGUUUUGGGGUGCUACAGCAUCUUUUGUGUUUCCCCACACCUUUGUAAAUGGUCCUUUUUAAAAAUUCAUCACAAAAUAUAAUUUUUUUUUCCUUCCAGAGCCCUGAUACAAUGUCUUGGGAAAACUACUGAACAUGUUCCUUAAGAAGUAUGUACAACAAUGCUCUUUUAUCAGCACUGUUAAUAGCAAAAAAAGGGAAAAUAAAAAUUAAUUUAAUUCUA